GAGAGAGAGAGAGAGAGAGAGCGAGCGAGAGAGAGAGAGAGAGGGAGCGAGAGCGAGAGAGAGCUGAUAAACAACAACAACCUCGUUCUCGCCAACCAUUUGUACCGGAUUUAGCUCUAAUACGGUGGCCCCGGGUGUACGAGAGUGAGGGGACUGUCUCAGCGUGCGUGUCGAAGCCUCGGCUGCGGGGACAUCUAGUGGACAUUACGGAGAAUACACGCGGUUCUGCGGCAGAGAUGUACGGCGCAUCAGGUAUACCCGAGCUGAUACCGCCCAGCGGUCCGCCGAGGCAACCCGGUCCGGCCGGCCAGUACAACCCAGGACACCAUCAGGUGAACGGCCGCGGGGGAGGACCCAACCCUCAGAGACUUGGUCAGAGGGCACCCAAACUUGGGCAGAUAGGGCGGUCAAAGAAAGUGGAGCUGGAGGACGAGGAUUUGGAUGACAUCAUGAACAACAAUGGACAAUGUCCUGUCUCCCUCUCGCCCAUCUCCUAACAUUACCAAGAAGUGCCAAAAUCUCCUGGGGUGCCAAACCCCAUAUCAGAUAUCUGGCCUUGAUCGUUUCAAGUGACCUCCAGAGGCUUCUGACGGUUUAACGUGGCACAUAUUGCCAGGUGAAGUCCAGACCUAGUUUGUACAUAGUGUUUAACUUAUCUUUGAUCAGACUGUGAAUGAAUUGUUCGGCAUUUCUCUCUGCUGUAUACCUCGGGAGGUAGUAGGCAAGAAGGACAUGGGAAAGAUAUUUAAAGGAGUGGGUUUUUUUUUCCGAGCUUCUUUAAAAAGGGCUACAUUUCCAAAGUUGCACUGAGUAAAGCGAUGAGACGAAGCGCACCCUAUCACCAGCCUUUCCUUUUAUGGUGGGGGUUACUUGUUUUCUUUGGGACAGUUUGUGUGACGGAGUGGAAACCUGUUAACUUGUAAAUCCGCAGGUAAAAUGUCAAGCUUCGGUUGUGCCGGGACUAUCAUUCUUUACUCUUGACACCGACAAAAGCGGUAUACUAUUAUUCUGUGGACGAAUGCUCGCUAUUUUGAAAACAGUUAACAAAGACAAAGCUACUGAUGAUUAUUUAUUGUUCAGAAAAAAGCAUAACAGUUGUAUGUGUUAUUAUGGCUUAUAUACUUAUUUUUUACUUGUUUCUCAGUGGAUUUUGUUUUGAUCACCUACGAUUAGGAUUUGUCAUGUUUUGAUAAGUAAUGGUGCACUUUGUUGAAAUGCCUGUCAUGUGCUGUGUGACAUGUUGCCGAAUUCUAUGCAUGGAGUCUUUCGAGGCAUCGAAACACGUAACCAGUAUCCCAUCAUUAAGGGCUGCACACUGUAGUAUUUAAACCUUGAGGUCGGACUAAAAAUGUCUCGCUGGCAUAAAGAACAGACCCGUAAGUGUGGCAUCAUCACAAAUAACGACGGCGUUGCAGAGGGGGAUUCAAGAGACUGGAUUAUCCAUUCCAAUUGAAAACUGGGAGAGAAAAAAAAAGGUCAUUGUUUUUGUUUUAGUGAUAUGCCAAACUGAACUUUAAUAUCGGUUCUGAGUGGUAUCGUGACGCCGCACCAAAUGACGAGCUCUCGUUGUACACAACACUCAAUGAGUUUAUUCGUGAUGUUUUUGAAAUGAGUAAUCCUGAUCUCUGAAGUAUACCCCCCGAUGCGGUCACAACGGCUGUGCAGUUUGGGUGGAUUAGCCAUGUGAGAUAAGAGGUAGCGGUUAGGCCGCACCGCUGAGAGUCAGUACAUACUUGCUUACUUUUUUUUUCAGAUUACGUGGGCAUUGGGAAGGUUUCUGAUCUUCCCUCUAAAGGGAUGUAGGAGUGAGACAUUACCACAGAAAAAUGCACAAAUGGUUGCUGGUGUCAUGUUAAUUAGCUGGCCAUGAAAUAGUUCCUAUAGUUCACUUUAAUGAUUUUUUUUCACGUGACAGAGGCAUUGUGUUUCACAGCUCAUUCUCUUGACUCAAAGAUUGUUAUUUGGGUUGUGUGCAUUACCAUUUGCAUGGAAGUGGUGGAAUUUUUGAAUAAUGCAUUUUGGGAAAUAAAACAUUUAUCUUUA
Molecule: messenger RNA, 2043 nt
Organism: Lampris incognitus (smalleye Pacific opah)
Lineage: Eukaryota; Metazoa; Chordata; Actinopteri; Lampriformes; Lampridae
Exons: 3
Coding region: 237-497 (86 amino acids)
Biological process (GO): negative regulation of protein kinase activity
Molecular function (GO): protein kinase binding; calcium-dependent protein kinase inhibitor activity
Source: RefSeq, a predicted model, not a curated record